AGGCAGCAGCAGGCGUGGGCGUCUUAGGUCAGAUUUUGGGUUCCUUCACAGUCAGUCAUCAGCCUGACUCUCCUUGAGCUUUAAAAAAUUAUUUGAAUCUAAAUCAAAGCCAUGCCUCGAUCCCGAUUCGAUUUCCGGCAGAUGGGCUUUGGCUCUGGUAAUACCGCCAGCCUGUGGAAGCGUCUUACCUUCCUGGUGGCCAUUCCGGCCAUUGUUUUGUGCGCUGUCAACGCCUUCUCUGGGCACGGGCAUCAGGAACGUGAGCCCUUCACCAAGUACGAGUAUCUACGGCGAAGGACCAAGAGAUUUCCUUGGGGCGAUGGCGAUCGCAGCCUGUUCCACAAUGCCGACAAGAAUGCCCUGUCCGAGGGCUACGAGGAUGAGACUCCACCGGCGGAAUAAUAUUCCAAAGCCAAAAACAUGGUUUCUUCUUGAGUUUUUUGACCACUGGACAACUGCAUUUUAGAGUAUACUUUAUCCAAAACUCAGGGAUAUCGUGGAGUCCCUGGACUGACGACCAAAACUUCUACAUUUAUAAUCCACCAACUGCAUGUGUUUCUUUGCAAACAAUAAAUUAACCAUUGAAAUCUGA
Messenger RNA from Drosophila kikkawai, 592 nucleotides. RefSeq names its product Cytochrome c oxidase subunit 6A-like (gene COX6AL). Gene Ontology annotation, cellular component: mitochondrial inner membrane. The record is from RefSeq and is a predicted model, not a curated record. Gene Ontology annotation, molecular function: enzyme regulator activity. NCBI's taxonomy places the organism in Eukaryota, Metazoa, Arthropoda, Insecta, Diptera, Drosophilidae. Gene Ontology annotation, biological process: mitochondrial electron transport, cytochrome c to oxygen.